AAAACAACAAGAAAACCAAGUAGAUCUUAAGAGAAAUGGAUUUCUCAAAUGUUUUUGUGAAAGAAGAUAAUCAAGUGAAUGAAGAGAAACCUCCACCUCCGCGAGUGUGUCCAAGGUGUAACUCAGACAACACCAAGUUCUGUUACUACAACAACUAUAGUGUUUCUCAACCGCGCUAUUUCUGCAAGAACUGUCGUAGAUAUUGGACUCAUGGUGGGGCUUUAAGGAACAUACCAAUUGGUGGAAGUUGCCGUAAAUCCAAGCGUCCAAAGAUGGAUCAACCCUCUGUUUCUCAGGUGGUUUCCGUGGAGAUCCAACAAGCUAAUCAUCACCAACCUCUGUUACAUACUCAAGAAACCAACGAGUUUGUUGGAUCUUUUGCUCAAAAAACCAAGGAGUUUGUUGGAUCUUUUGGUUCUUCUUCUUCUGUUGUUGUUGAGAACCAUUUUGGUUCUUUGCCUGAGAUUCAUGGUGAUAUGGUAACUAAUGUGCCUCCAAUUCAAAGUUUCCCACCAAUGGAGGCCUUUGAUUUCUCUGAUGUAUCGUUCCGACAAGACUAUUAUGAUGGUGGAUCCAGUGAUUUCGUUGGCAAUCCCUUGAUAAAUCAAUCAUUUGAUGGAUCUUUUGCUGUGAGCUCUGAUCAUAACAGUUACCGCAUAAAUCAAGAGGAUCCAAACAAGUGGAACCCGAGCUUCAACAACAUUAUGAACAUGAAUCAUAAUGCCAUCAAUAUUGGAAGCAGAGGAUCUUCAAGCACUGAUCACGUGAACAGAAUCAGAAACACGUCUGUGUUUGAGUCAUCCUCCUAUCAAAUGAAGAAGCAUGGUCCUUGA
Messenger RNA from Eutrema salsugineum, 833 nucleotides. Its product is annotated as dof zinc finger protein DOF4.4. Gene Ontology annotation, molecular function: DNA-binding transcription factor activity; DNA binding. Bases 36 to 833 code for a protein of 265 amino acids. Gene Ontology annotation, biological process: regulation of DNA-templated transcription. The record is from RefSeq and is a predicted model, not a curated record. The transcript has a single exon. Lineage: Eukaryota; Viridiplantae; Streptophyta; Magnoliopsida; Brassicales; Brassicaceae.